Molecule: messenger RNA, 755 nt
Organism: Sabethes cyaneus
Lineage: Eukaryota; Metazoa; Arthropoda; Insecta; Diptera; Culicidae
Product: sugar transporter SWEET1-like
Exons: 4
Coding region: 46-714 (222 amino acids)
Biological process (GO): carbohydrate transport
Cellular component (GO): membrane
Molecular function (GO): sugar transmembrane transporter activity
Source: RefSeq, a predicted model, not a curated record
UCUCGCGCGUCGAGUUCAAGGUCAUUUUCAUCAGCUAGCUGCGCAAUGGACGCUCUUUCCGAGGCGCUGCAACCUUACAAGGAACUGGUCGGUAAUGUGGCCGGUAUCGUCACCGUGUUGCAGAUGUUCAGUGGAUGUUUCGUGUGCAACGACAUCCGGUUAAAGGGCAGCUCAGACGGAUUCUCACCGAUGCCAUUCAUCGGCGGCUGUGGGCUAACCGUUCUCUUUCUGCAGCACGCCCUGCUGAUGGGUGACCCGGCCAUGACGCGGGCAAACUUGGUGGGGUUUGCGAUCAGCUGCGUUUAUACUGCAUAUUUCUACCUCUACACACCGAAAGCCAGCCGAGGCGAGUUCUGGAAGCAGGUGGGAAUGUCCGGUGCGAUGGUUGCGUCGCUGAUGGUUUAUGCCCGGUGGGAAGACCCCGCUCUGGUCGAGGAUCGAUUCGGUUUGAUCAUCACCGGACUGAUGUUGAUGCUGAUUGCGCAACCACUGUUUGGACUUCCGGAAAUUAUGCGUAAGAAAAGCACCGAGGGGCUACCAUUCGCAAUGAUUCUAUCCGGUACCGUAGUCGGAUCGAUGUGGCUUCUGUAUGGAAUUAUAUUGAACAACACAUUUGUGAUUCUGCAAAACCUUACGGCACUUGCACUGAGUGCAGUGCAAUUGGCAUUGUUUGUGAUUUACCCAUCGAAGGACUCGAAGAAAAAGGCGCAGUGACACUUUGGUUUCCAAUGGCAACCAUCUUCAAAUAAAACAUU